Messenger RNA from Cynara cardunculus var. scolymus (artichoke), 1414 nucleotides. RefSeq lists its product as uncharacterized. Bases 135 to 1295 code for a protein of 386 amino acids. NCBI's taxonomy places the organism in Eukaryota, Viridiplantae, Streptophyta, Magnoliopsida, Asterales, Asteraceae. The record is from RefSeq and is a predicted model, not a curated record. The transcript is spliced from 4 exons.
AAUAUAUUUUAAAUUUAAGAAAAUGUGAUUAUGUGUCACUCUCUGCGGCCAAAACCCUAGCUGUUUCUGUGCAUCUUGAUUGUAUCCGGUAGGUUUACCAGUCUCGUGGCUUUGAUCGUCGGAUUUGCUGUCUCAUGGAGAGCUCCGAUGAUGAGAAAGAUGGCCACUAUGGUAAAUGCAUGGGCAAUGGACCAAGGCCUACCUCUGCCAGUGGUACAAAAUUUGUAGAUGAUGUUCUCAAUGGUACCAAUGAGCGUUGUUUAGAGAACUUUCGCAUGGACAAACACGUUUUUUAUAAGUUGUGUGACAUAUUACAAGCUAAAGGUCUACGCCACACUAGCCGAAUAAAGAUUGAGGAGCAAUUAGCCAUAUUUAUGUUCAUUAUUGGCCAUAGCCUACGUACUCGGGCAGUACAGGAGCUGUUUAAGUACUCCGGGGAGACCAUUAGCCGCCACUUCAACAAUGUCCUGAAUGCAAUAAUGGCCAUUUCUUUAGACUUCUUUCAGCCUCCAGGUUCUGAAAUUCCUCCAGAAAUCCGUGAUGAUCCAAGAUUUUACCCUUAUUUCAUGGAUUGUGUCGGAGCUGUUAAUGGUAUACAUUUCCCGGUAAUCGUGGGUGUAGAUGAGCAAGGACCUUUCCGUAACAAAAAUGGUGUUCUUUCACAAAGUGUUCUGGCUGCAUGCUCAUUUGAUAUGAAGUUCCGUUAUGUUCUAGCUGGUUGGGAGGGCUCAGCGUCAGAUUUACGAAUUUUAAGUUCAGCUCUUACAAGGCGAAACAAACUCGAAGUCCCUGAAGGUAAAUACUUCCUUGUGGAUUCCAAAUAUGCAAACAUUCCAGGGUUCAUAGCUCCGUAUGUAGACGCUCCAAAUGGGUUAGUUGAAUAUGAAGGAGGAUUCCAACCACAAGAUGCCAAAGGGUUAUUCAAUCAUCGCCACUCGUUAUUGCGAAACAUCAGUGACAGAACAUUUGGGGCUCUAAAAGAACGUUUUCCCAUAUUGAUGUCGGCUCCUCCUUACCCUUUAACAACACAGGUGAAGCUGGUGGUAGCAGCCUGUGCUCUACACAAUUACAUCCGCAACGAGAACCCAGAUGACUGCAUCUUCAAAAUGCAUGAACAUGAAGAAGGUUGUGUUCCACAAUUACUUGAUUUUGAAAAGCCAGAGAUGAUGGUGAGUGAAAUGGUGGACAUAGAUGUACCCUUUAAUGCCCAAGAAAUACAAGAUACUUCACAAUUGAGAGACUCCAUUGCUGCUGAGAUAUGGAAUGAUUAUGUUCAUGAUUUCCCAAUAAUCUAAGCUACCUUUGUUUAUACAGCUUUUCUUUUUGCUCUUUGGUUUUAGCUUUAGAUGGUACAUAUCUAACUUGAUGUACUCUUUAUUGAUUCCAUGAGAAUAUAUAAUAUCAAAUGGUAAAA